This is a messenger RNA of Spodoptera littoralis (African cotton leafworm), 1575 nucleotides long. The record is from the annotation of a GenBank genome assembly. NCBI's taxonomy places the organism in Eukaryota, Metazoa, Arthropoda, Insecta, Lepidoptera, Noctuidae.
AUGCCUAUAAAUAUGUUUCGGCGUCUUGGUGGUCUCGCAAUACUGCAUGGUUACAUAAUGAAGCUACUCGUGUUGUUAUUAUGCUCUGCAGUAGCAGUAACAUGUGGUAAGGUAAGACAAGGCAGGAAGUUCCCAGAUGGCUUUGUCUUCGGAGUUGCUACUGCUAGUUAUCAAAUCGAGGGAGCAUGGGAUGAAGAUGGGAAAAGCGAAAACAUCUGGGAUUAUUUAGUCCACAAUAAUCCAGAUGCAAUUGUUGACCGAAGCACUGGUGACGUAGCGUGUGACUCUUACCACAAGUACAAGCGCGAUGUAGAAAUGAUGCGAGAGUUAGGCAUCGACUCGUACCGGUUCUCCUUGUCGUGGUCUAGGAUAUUACCUUCUGGCUUCGCGAACCACGUCAACGAAGCUGGCGUACAAUUCUACAAUAACCUUAUCGACGAAUUACUCAAAUACAACAUCGAUCCUAUAAUUACGUUGUACCACUGGGACCUGCCUCAAAAACUUCAAGAGCUGGGCGGCUGGCUGAACCCUCUUGUUGUUGACUGGUUCGAGGAUUAUGCUCGUGUCGUGUACGAGAGCUUUAGCGACAGAGUUAAGAGUUUUAUCACAAUCAACGAGCCUGGACAAGUUUGUUACGACGGCUACGGAACUGAUAUAAAGGCUCCAUUGUUGAAUGCAACGGGAAUCGGCGAGUAUAUAUGCGCAAGACACAUUGCCCUCGCCCACGCCAAAGCGUACCACCUGUAUAACAAUGUGUACAAGCCUAAAUACGGUGGAGUGUGUGGUUACACCUUCGCCAUGGACUCGGUAGCCCCUCUCACGGAUUCUGAAGAAGAUAAAUAUGCCGUGGAGUUAAUGACCCAGCAUCAGUGGGCAAUAUACAGCGACCCCGUGUUUUCUAAAGACGGAGGAUUCCCUAAAGAGCUUUUGGAGUUAGUUGCUAAAAAAAGCGCAGCGCAGGGCUUCCCAAGAUCUAGACUAAUUGACUUUACGGAGGAAGAGAAGGCCUAUAUACGUGGUACCAGCGACUUCUAUGGCGUCAACCAUUACACUGGAUCCCUGGUUUCGUCCUCUCUGUAUACGUCACAGUACGCCGUACCAUCAUCUUUGGACGAUAUUGAAGUGGGACAAAUGAUACCUGAUGACUGGCUUCAGUCUGCGUCUGCAUGGUUCCAAAAAAUGCCAGACAGUAUGUAUAUCACAUUGAAACUAAUUCAGAAAAGAUAUGGGGAUCUUCCUAUUUAUAUUACGGAGAAUGGUUGGUCGUCAUACGGAGGCAUAGAUGAUGAUGACCGAGUGGAUUACUAUAGAUCUGCGUUAGAGGGCGUGCUAGACGCUUUGGACGACGGACUCAACAUCAAGGGCUAUUACGCGUGGAGUCUCAUGGAUAACUUCGAAUGGCUAGCUGGAUACACGGAACGUUUCGGCUUAUACCAAGUGGAUUACGAUGAUCCCGAACUCACUCGUACGCCAAGAAAGUCUGCUUUUGUCUACAAACACAUUAUUAAGACGCGAAUGAUCGAUCCUGACUACGAACCCGAGACCAAUGUCAUGACCAUUGAUGAGGGGCAUUGA